AAGUAUAAAACGCAAGUAUUGUUGGCGUAGUUGCGACAGAAGCAUCUCAACCAUGGGCGCUGAAGGUAACGGCAACGGCGCUAGCGCUGAUAACGAUUUUCAUCCAGCGCCUGUCUGGCUAACGGAGUCCUAUCUGGAGCCCAUACUGCAGCGCAGCAGAAAGGACAACAGUCUACAUAUAGUAAACUUGGAUAUCAAGCCAGCCACUGCCAAGGGCGACAACUAUGCUAGUAUUAUGACAAGAGUCAAAGUGGACUAUACGCUCAACGACGCUCAGCAGAUGAAAUCGGAAUUCUUUAUAGUCAAAACGACCUACGAGUAUGAUCCUUUUAUUUCAAACAUCUUUGCGGGCUAUCAGGCCAGCCAGACGGAGAUGAUGCUGUAUGACAAAAUAUUGCCGCAGUUGAGUGAGCUGCUGGAGCAGACUGAGCUCGCAGAGAAGCUGUUCGCUCAGACUCUUCAUGUGGACUAUGAGCGCUCGGCUAUAAUAUUCGAGGAUCUGGCUGUGGAUAAUUAUGUGUUGGGAAAUCGCUUGACCGGCUUUGACUUGGAGCAUACCAAGCUGGCUUUAAGAAAGCUGGCUAAGAUGCAUGCCACCUCGGCCGUGUUCAAUGAACGUCAGCCUGACUUGCUGACCAAGUUAGAUCAUGGCAUAUUCAAUAAUCACAGCCGUGGAUUUUCGCCCAUGUUCGAGGGAUUCGUUGAGGUAGCAGCAGAGUUCGCUGGCUCCUGUCCGGAGCUGGGCAGUGUUUAUCAGCAAAAGCUGCAACGCCUCCAAAAGCACAUCAUGCGCUUAAGCGAAAAAGUCUACGAGCCACAGCCAAAUGAAUUUAAUAUAUUGACCCACGGCGAUUUUUGGACUAACAAUAUAAUGCUGCGCAAGCAGACCGCCGAUCAACCUUUGGAUAUGUUGCUGAUUGACUUUCAGUUCGCAGCCUGGGCCUCGCCAGCAGUGGAUCUGCACUACUUUCUCAAUACAUCGCUGGAAACAGAGGUCCGCAUGGCAGAGCAUGAUGCUCUCAUUCAAUAUUAUCACAGUGUGCUGGUCCAGACUCUGCGCGCUCUUAACUUUACCGGCCACAUACCCACACUCAGGCAGUUAAGGCUUCAAAUCGAAAAAGGUGGCUUCAUGGCUGUGACUGCUACGCUAACCUGUCAGGCCAUAAUGUUAAAUGAUGAAACCGCCGAUGCUGAUUUUAACAGUUUAAUGAAAGUCGAUGAACGUGCUCGAAACUUUAAGAGAACAGCAUAUAAGAAUAAGAGACUACAGGGAAUACUUAAGCAACUUCUACCCGUUUAUGAUCACUGUGGGCUGCUGGACCUAGAACCAUGAAAAGUAAUCAGAGUGGCUCACGUUUCAAAUUCAAAUACUUUUCCCCAAUUAUUAGUUAAAAUCUAACAUAAGUUCCUUGGAGUGCAUCAACAAAGGAAACUUUAUUUAACAAUCCUAUUUAAAUUAAAAGUGGGUUAUUUUCUAUUUACAUUAACUAUUCUUUUUUGUGACUUUGGUACAAAUUUACGGCUAGGAAUGCCAUGAU
Molecule: messenger RNA, 1538 nt
Organism: Drosophila busckii
Lineage: Eukaryota; Metazoa; Arthropoda; Insecta; Diptera; Drosophilidae
Exons: 2
Coding region: 53-1333 (426 amino acids)
Source: RefSeq, a predicted model, not a curated record